AAGACUCCACCAGGAGCUGUGUGCACUGCUGUUCUGGUUCAAGUUAGGCAGGUUGAUAUGGAAGAAAUCACACUGCAGUUGGCGUGGCCCUUUUUUACGUGGGAUGCCUAAAAGCUAAAAGGAGACGGCCAGGGAGAGGGGGAUGUUAUGAGGGCUAACGCAAAAAUGGAAGGUCUACUAUCUCCAAUGCGUACGAAGAUGACGGAGGGCCGUCGAUGUCAGGUGCACCUCCUAGAUGACAGGAAGCUGGAACUUCUUGUUCAGCCUAAACUCUUAGCAAAGGAGCUACUUGACUUGGUGGCAUCUCACUUCAACUUGAAGGAGAAGGAGUAUUUUGGGAUAGCAUUUACAGAUGAAACCGCACAUUUCAGUUGGCUACAGUUAGAUCGCAGAGUGUUGGAACAUGAUUUCCCGAAAAAGUCAGGACCAGUUGUGUUGUACUUCUGUGUGAAGUUCUACAUCGAAAGCAUUGCUUAUUUGAAGGACAACGCCACCAUUGAACUUUUCUUUCUAAAUGCAAAGUCUUGUAUCUACAAGGAACUGAUUGAAGUUGACACUGAGGCUAUUUUUGAAUUGGCUGCAUAUAUACUGCAGGAAGCGAAGGGAGAUUAUUCAAGCAAUGAAGUCACAAGGGCUGACUUAAAGAAGCUGCCAGUAUUGCCAACACAAGCUUUGAAGGAGCACCCAUCCCUCGCUUACUGUGAGGACAGAGUGAUCGAACAUCAUAAGAAGGUCAGUGGACAAACAAGGGGACAAGCUAUUGUGAAUUACAUGAGCAUUGCAGAAUCUCUUCCGACCUAUGGGGUGCACUAUUAUGCAGUAAAGGACAAACAAGGGAUCCCCUGGUGGCUGGGACUGAGUUACAAAGGAAUUUUUCAGUAUGAUUACCACGAUAAAGUGAAGCCCAGAAAGAUUUUCCAAUGGAGGCAAUUGGAGAACCUGUACUUCAGGGAGAAGAAAUUUUCUGUGGAAGUCCAUGACCCACGCAGGGCUUCUGUAACCAGGAGAACCUUUGGCCACAGUGGGAUCGCCGUACAUACAUGGUACGCCAGUGCUGCUCUGAUUAAGUCAGUUUGGGCAAUGGCUAUAAGUCAGCAUCAGUUUUAUCUGGACAGGAAACAAAGCAAGUCAAAAAUUCAUGCAGCAAGAAGCCUGAGCGAAAUCGCCAUUGAUCUAACGGAAACUGGAACGCUGAAGAUGUCCAAGCUCGCCAAUAUGGGAAGUAAGGGCAAAAUCAUCAGUGGAAGCAGCGGCAGCCUGCUGUCAUCAGGGUCCCAGGAGUCAGACAGUUCUCAGUCUGCCAAGAAGGAUAUGUUGGCUGCCCUGAAAUCUCGCCAGGAUGCUCUGGAGGAGACUCUUCGAGUACGAUUGGAGGAGCUGAAGAAACUAUGUCUGAGAGAGGCAGAGCUUACAGGAAAGUUACCAAAAGAAUAUCCUUUGGACCCAGGGGAGCAGUUGCCCACUGUCCGCCGUAGGAUAGGCACCUCCUUUAAACUGGAUGAACAGAAGAUCAUGCCCAAGGGGGAGGAGGUUGAGCUGGAAAGACUAGAGAGAGAGUUUGCCAUCCAGUCUCAGAUCACUGAGGCAGCACGGCGCCUUGCCACUGACCCUAAUGUCAGCAAAAAGAUGAAGAAGCAAAGAAAGAUGUCCUACUUAAAUGCACUUAAGAAACUGCAGGACAUUGAAAACGCCAUCAAUGAAUACAGGGUCAGGUCUGGAAAGAAACCCACACAGAGGGCAUCCUUAAUCAUAGAGGAAGCAAACAUUGGCUCAGAAGACAGCUCACUGUCGGAUGCCCUGGUUCUUGAGGAUGAAGACUGUCAUGUUACUAGUGUUUCAUCGCCGGUACAGUCUCCACACAAAGGCCUCCCUCCACGACCUCCCUCACAUCAGAGACCUCCUCCCCCCCAGUCACUGGAUGGACUACGGCAGCUGCACUACCAUCGCAGUGAUUACGACAAGUCACCUAUCAAACCAAAAAUGUGGAAGGAGUCAUCCUUAGAUGAACCAUAUGAAAAGGUCAAAAAACGUGGCUCCCACAGCCACUCCAGCCUGGGGAGUGGACACACGCGGUUUCCCAGUGUAGGGAGCUGUGCAGAGGCAGGAGCUGGUGGAUCGCUGCAGAGCAGCCCUAUAAGAAGCGCUCCUCACUGGAACUGCUCCCAGUCCAGCAUGCCAUCCACACCGGAUCUACAGAUUCGAAGUCCCCCCUAUGUCCAUUCCACACGGUCGGUUGAUAUUAGCCCCACUCGCCUGCACAGUUUAGCACAGCACUUUAGACACAGGAGCUCCAGUUUGGAAUCCCAGGGCAAGUUGGUUGUGUCAGAGAAUGAAACAGGGAGUCCAGAUUUCUACACCCCAAGGACUCGUAGCAGUAAUGGCUCUGACCCUUUAGAUGACUGCUCCUCUUGCACCAGCCACUCCAGCUCGGAACACUACUACCCCGCUCACAUGCAUACCAACUACUCCACGCUGGCUGAGGACUCGCCAUCCAAGGCCAGGGAACGGCAGAGGCACCGGUCUGCCGGAAAUCUCGGUUCCUCCAAUUCAGGGAGCAUGCCCAAUCUGGCUGCUAAGAACGGCACUGGAAACGGCAGUGGGUUUUACCUUCACAGCCAGAGCCAGCCUUCCUCCCAGUAUAGGAUUAAGGAAUAUCCUUUGUACAUCGAGGGAAGUCCGACACCAGUGGUGGUGCGCAGUUUGGAAAAUGACCAAGAGGGACAUUACAGCGUGAAAGCACAAUUUAAAACAUCGAACUCCUAUACCGCAGGUGGGAUCUAUAAGGAUACUUGGCAUGGAGAUGAUCUUGAUUCAGUAAAGCUGACGCCAUCACGCUCUCAAAUUGUUAGGACUCCUUCCCUUGUUAAAGAUAAUGCUGAGAGGGGCACAAACAGAACUGCAUUGUCUGAUGAACUGCGGUCAUGGUAUGAAAGGUCUUCAGCCACACUGAAGGACCACAACAGACUCUCUCAUACAAGCUCUGACUCAUCAGACAGGAGUUCCCCGUACAGCACAGCUCAGAGCGCCUUCAUGGCUCACAGUAGGAUAACCCAUAUGCCUCAGACAUCCAAAGCAACGUCAGCUGUUUCAGCUGCCUCACCUCGCAGUAAAAGGAGCACAACGCAGUCUGCCGAAUCAGUAGUUUCUUCUCCAUCCAGCAGUCCACACCACAUUGUGUCCUGGCAGAGUGGGCCCUACCAGGACACUUGCUACAUGGACUCCCCACUCUAUUCAGAAUUGGCAGAUGUUCAGUGGUACGGAAGUGACAAUGCCAAGCCUGGAACUCUUGUCUGACACCGGACCUCAGAUCAAAGUACAAACGUCGACACCCUUCAGUGAUCACCUCACUGUCCCUUGUCACUGCCUUACUCUACGCACAGUCAUUAACCAGCAACUGCAGCUCCAAGCACUUUCACAAAAGAAAAAAAAUCAAUCAGCAAAGCCAAAAUGAAGCCUAAUUAAAGUACCACAGACUGUGCUGUCACUCAGGUAACCACUGGUCAACAAUAAUAAGGUCUUUAUGAAUAAAAUGCGACACUGCUUUUAAACUGUGAAUCGUAUACACCAGACCUCCUGUGCUCGAAGGCUGUGUGUAUGAUUUUGUUUUAUUCCCUUGUGCAAAGUAAUACUGACAGUGUAAUAAUGAAGUAUUUCAGAAUUUAACCAAGCAUUAUGUUUACUUGAAUAUUACCAAAGACCAACUUAAAGCUGAAGAGGGAGAUUUGGAUGAACGUUGUCCGCUGGUUACCUGAUAAAUAAGUUUUCAAUCUCUUGUUUCAUUAAUGGUUCUGGCAGAUAAUAAUGUGUGAAAGUUAUUAAAAAUGCAUUCUUCACCUUCAAAAAUGCCAGAGUGUAGGCAAGAUUGUUUUCCCAUAUUAAAAGCAACACAAUUUUGAAACAUUUGUGGAUGGCUUAUAUGGAGGCUGGAUGAGCUGUCCUUGAUGCUCAGACGUGUGGUCUAGUAGCUAGUACGUUGAUUAUAUCGGAAAAGCACACGGUUAGCAUAAUCCGCGUAUUUCUAGACUGCACAAAUAUUGCAUUAUGUACAAUGCCAGUCUUAGUUUAAGCUUUGAAUUAGCUCGCUGAUCGUAUAUUCUCUUCAAGGACUUUAGCUGAUUUAUUGGACAAGACCUUGGAGAGUUGUCAGCCCUUAGAAGGCCUCACAAAUUUUUAAAAAAUAUUUUCCCAUGAAGUACUCAUCAGAAAUAAUUUAGUGGCUGGCACGGAAAGUUCGCAAAGUCUGUAGCACAGAUUUCUCAGCAAGGUGACUGUUGCAGCAGGACAUUGAUCUUGCCAAAAAAUUAAAGGGAGCAUUUUUUUUUUCUCUCUCCUUCUGAAUAUUUGAUGGUUUCCUGUUGGAGUCGGGA
Messenger RNA from Carcharodon carcharias (great white shark), 4367 nucleotides. It is a transcript of the gene frmd4a, whose product is annotated as FERM domain containing 4A. Lineage: Eukaryota; Metazoa; Chordata; Chondrichthyes; Lamniformes; Lamnidae. The record is from RefSeq and is a predicted model, not a curated record. The transcript has 23 exons. Gene Ontology annotation, biological process: establishment of epithelial cell polarity. Gene Ontology annotation, cellular component: bicellular tight junction; cytoskeleton; adherens junction. Bases 148 to 3294 code for a protein of 1048 amino acids.